CCACAAAAUUACAAAAUAAUGAUUAUUUAUUAGAAACUUUGAAAAAAAGUACAGAUUCAACACAAAUAUUGAACACAAUUGAUUUACAUCAUAAAAUAAUGAACAAUCGACAUAUAAUUCAAGCAUUUCGAUCACUAUUUUCGUUACAAAAAAUUCAUAAGACUGAUUUAAAAAAUGAACAAAUAUUAACACAUCCGAGCUUCGAAAAACUAUGUUUAGUAUUACGAAAACGUUCACGCGACUUAGAAAUCACGGAAUUAUUAGAAGUAUUAAAAACUGUAACAUACGUUGGUGUAAAUUCAAACAGUACAAUAACACAAAUACUUCUACAAUUAUUACGCCAUCAAAUCAAUAAUUUAUCAUUACAACAAAUAAUUUUUUUACAAUUUAUUUUAAAUAAAUUUACAAGUAAUCCAUUAGUAGAUGCAUUAAAAAUUGCAUUACCAAUUGUAUUAGAUAUUAAUUUACGUACAAAAAUUGAUACGACAAAUCUAAAUGAGUUAUCGCAUUUAUUACAAUUUGCAUCGAAAAAUCAAAUAUCAAAAGAGAAUAUUGAUUAUAUAAUAAAUGUGUUAAUAUCACAUGAUAUACAAAAUAUUCACAUGGCAAAAAGUAUUGUAUGGUCUGUAUGCGAUCUACCAGUUGAGGAUGUUGCAUAUGAGAAAUUAUUAAAAAAGUGUUUAGAUUUAAUUUCAAAAGAUUUAAGUCAAUUAAAAUGUACAGAAGUUGAUACAACAUUAUCGAAAUUAGCACAACGAUUUUCGUCGCGUAAUAAUGCAGUUUGGUUUUAUCAUGAGAAAUUUGCUAAUAGUUGUGCUGAGUAUAUAAUUGAUAAUCGAUUGGAUAUUAAUGUUGCAAAUGGUAUACAACGUCGACUUUUACAAUUUGACCAUGUACAUAUGCCGCUUAUCGACUACUUCACUAAUUUAUAUUUAAAUGACCCAACUCUAUUAUUAAAUAAUAAAACAGUUUUCAUGAAAACAUUUAUUAGUUCAAUUGUUCGUGCUGAUUAUAUAAAUUUAAAAUCACUGCCAAAUGUUAAAGAGAUAAUUCAAAAGUAUAUUGAUAGUAAAGAAAGGAAAGAAAUUGCUGGUAUCAAUUUUACACUUGAAUUGGCUGUAUUGGAUUUUUAUAAUCGAAAAGUAUUAGAAACUUCAUUAGAAGAUGAAUAUCUUCAACGAACUGUCAAUAAAGGGAAUUUAACGCAAUGCCAAAAUUUAUUAUUGUUAUCGCAAGCACUUGUUCAUUUAAACAAAGAUCAUACAGAUUUAGUGCCAUCGAAUACCAUUAUUAAUGCAGCUUUAGAACGAAUACCACCCAGAAACGAAUUUCCAUUGAAAAAUGCAUUAUCAGUUGCUUUAGGGGGCUAUAAUUAUUUUAAAACUAAUGUUAAUGCUAAUUUAGGAUAUGCAAUUGAUCAUAUAAUGGUUGUACGUCGAGGAGGUUUUCCAAUUGCAAUAAAUCAAAAUGAUGAAGCGAAUGUACAAACUAAUUUAGAAGACAUUGAAUGUUCAAAUGACAAUCAAAUGGUAGCAAUAAUUACAUUCCCGUCAAAUUGUUAUGCAAUAAAUUCACAUCGUUUAAAAGGCAAUUAUUCGUUUAUGGUAAAUUUGUUAGAGGCAAGAGGAAUUCGGACAAUUCCUAUUUCUAUAAUGAAAUGGAAUAAAUUACUAGAUUUUGAAAAAAUUCCAUAUUUAAUGCAAAAAAUUAAAUUAGAAUGUGAUAAAUAUAAUGAAAUAAAUAAUGAUUCGAUUUUUGUCGUUUUUUCAUAA
Chrysoperla carnea is the source of this 1772-nucleotide messenger RNA. RefSeq lists its product as uncharacterized. Lineage: Eukaryota; Metazoa; Arthropoda; Insecta; Neuroptera; Chrysopidae. The record is from RefSeq and is a predicted model, not a curated record. The coding region runs from base 99 to 1772 and encodes 557 amino acids. The transcript has 7 exons.